This is a messenger RNA of Knipowitschia caucasica, 1518 nucleotides long. The record is from the annotation of a GenBank genome assembly. NCBI's taxonomy places the organism in Eukaryota, Metazoa, Chordata, Actinopteri, Gobiiformes, Gobiidae.
AUGGCUGUCAGAGCUGCUCUAGUCUGCGAUCAGGACCACUGUAAGAUGUCUCAGAAGAACAGAACCUGCAGCCACCUGCUGGAUGGAAUCACACACCAGGUGUGCUGCUGCUGUGGCCCCGCCCCUUGCUCGCUCUGUUGUCACUUCCUGCCGGCCGUUAAAGUUUCCACAUCGACACGUGUCAUGUACACACUGUUCCAUGUGUUCAGCUGCACACUGUCCUGUCUUAUGCUGUCGCGCACCGUCACAGACCUGGUUCGUAAGAAUGUGCCCUUCCUGGGCUCCCUGUGCCUGGACUCUUCAGGAGACUGCCAGUUAUUGGUUGGAUACUCGGCUGUUUACAGAAUCUGCUUUGGCACUGCCUGUUUCCACCUGCUGUUGGCGCUCUUCCUCAUUGACGUUAGGUCUAGUCAGAACUAUAGAGCCGUGGUGCACAACGGGUUCUGGUUGGUGAAAUUCCUGACCCUGUUGGCAAUGUGCACUGCUGCCUUCUUCAUCCCAACAGAGUCGUUCCUUCAUGUGUGGCAUUACGUGGGCGUGGUCGGUGGUUUUGCCUUCAUCCUGAUCCAACUCGUCCUCAUCACUGCGUUCGCUCAUCAGUGGAACAAAAACUGGCUGACAGGCGCGGCGGAGCACCCGCGCUGGUACCUCGCCAUCACAUGUGCCACUCUGCUCUUCUACACGGUGGCUGCGUUGGCCUUCGCUUUCAUGUUGAAGUAUUACACUCACCCAAACCUGUGCCAGUCCAACCGCGUCCUGCUGUGGGGGCAGCUGUGCCUGUGCAUCGCCAUGGGCCUAGUGUCGGUGACGCCCUGUGUCAAAGACAAGCAGCCGCGCUCAGGUUUACUACAAGCCUCCAUCAUCAGCUGCUAUGUCAUGUACCUCACAUUCUCAGCCCUGAGCUCCAGACCUCCUGAGACAGUGCUGGUUCAGGGCAUAAACACCACGGUGUGUUUUCCCACGUUGGGUCAAAGGGAGGUGAAGAGCGAGGGGAACACCGUGGCUGUGAUCGGAGCUGCCAUCAUGUACUGCUGUGUGCUGUUCGCCUGUAACGAAGCCUCAUACCUGGCUGAGAUGUUCGGUCCAUUCUGGAUGGUCAAAGUUUAUCGUUACGAGUUCCAGAAGGCGUCAUGUUGCUUCUGCUGCCCCCCUCAGGAGAAUGAAGAGGAGGUGGUGUUCGAGGAGGAGUCUCGUUCUGUUCAGGCUGUUCUGCAGAAUGAAACACGCAGACUCAGUUACAGCUACAGUUUUUUUCACUUUGGAUUUUUCCUGGCGUCGCUCUACGUCAUGAUGACUCUCACCAACUGGUUCAGCUAUGAGUCUGCGGUGCUGGAGACCACCUUCACCCACGGGAGCUGGUCCACGUUUUGGGUGAAGCUGUCAUCUUGUUGGGCCUGCGUGGUGCUGUAUCUCUGGCUCCUCUUGGCUCCUCUGUGCAGCUGUCAAUCAUCCAAGACCCGCCCCCGACGAGCACGGAUCAAGCGACGGAGCGAUCGUCAUGUGUCUGUCAGUGUUUAG